AUGCAGUGGUUCAUUGAGCAUCAUCACACGGUUGCCACUGCAUAUCGUGAUAAAUAUGAUGAAGCUGUUCAUCCGGUGUCCGUCGCUGCUGCUCUGCUCUGUAACAAUGCUCAUUUGGUAGCUCUUCGGAUGAGUGGACACUCGCCGUCUGACCAGUGCGUCCACUUUGGUCCCAGUCAGUUUCCGCUUUAUUUUCUGCCCGGUCAUGCCUGUGUUGGUUGCUCUUUCAUGCUUUACAUUGCGCAAACUGACUACUGUGUACUUCUCGUGGAAGUCCCUGCUCGCAUCGUUGAUCCUGAUCCUGACAUUUGGAAGAAGAGUGAGAGGGAAGAAGCUGCUGCAUUUCGCGUGCCUUUUCAAUCAAAAGCUGAUGUACGAGCCGAUAAAGUGCUCCGGCUUCUAAACAAUGGUGGAGAGUGCGGGGAAACUGGCGUUUUUUGAUUGAUUUUGGUGACGUGUUUGAGGCUAUUGCGAUCGCUAGCGGCAGCAGACAUGUCAUUUUCGGGCCUGAAAAAGCAGCUCAACAAGGCCAACCAG
Messenger RNA from Gongylonema pulchrum, 537 nucleotides. The record is from the annotation of a GenBank genome assembly. Lineage: Eukaryota; Metazoa; Nematoda; Chromadorea; Rhabditida; Gongylonematidae.